Pteropus alecto (black flying fox) is the source of this 4568-nucleotide messenger RNA. RefSeq names its product WD repeat domain 60 (gene DYNC2I1). Bases 611 to 3790 code for a protein of 1059 amino acids. Gene Ontology annotation, biological process: intraciliary transport. Gene Ontology annotation, molecular function: dynein light chain binding; dynein heavy chain binding. Lineage: Eukaryota; Metazoa; Chordata; Mammalia; Chiroptera; Pteropodidae. The record is from RefSeq and is a predicted model, not a curated record. The transcript has 25 exons. Gene Ontology annotation, cellular component: cytoplasmic dynein complex.
CCUGCUGGUUGCUAGGACUCGCGGUCGCGCAAGCGCUCUUAGGAAGGCCGCCGAGCUUGCCGGACCAGCUGUCGCUCGGCUCUAUGCGGCUUGCGCCAGCCGGUGGCUAGGAGUCACGAACACGGAGGCGCGCUGGGGACGCCCGCGGGGCAUUCCGAGUCGGCGAUGGCCCGCGGUCGCUUUGCCCUCCGCUGCUCGCGCCUGCCCGUUGCUAGGAGUCUGGGAUGAGUUGGAGUGCUAGGUAGGGGGCGCCUACCUUGCCGGACCAGCGAUCUCUCGGCCCUCCGCUGAUCGCGCCUACAGGUUGCUAGGAGCCCCGGACGCGUAGGCGCGCUGGGGUUGGCCGCGGAGCGUGUCGGACAAGCGAUCGCUCAGUCCCCGGCUACUCGCGCCUGCGGGUUGCUAGGAGUCCCGGACGCGUGGGCGCGCUGGGGUUGGCCGCGGGUUGUGCCGAGCCUGCGGUCGCUCGGUUCCCGGCUGCUCUCGCCUCCUGGUUGCUAGGAAUCGGCGUCGCUUGCCCGGCGGAGGGUACCUUUCUGUGGACGGUGACUUUCCGGGGUCGUACCGAGGGCUCAUUGCGCAGCGCGGCCUCCCGGGCCUGCGAGCGGCGAUGGAGCCCGGGAAGAGAAGAACCAAAGAUGAUACUUGGAAAACCGAUGACCUCAGAAAACACCUUUGGGCUGCACAGUCAGGAAGUCCCAAAGAAAACAAGAAGCACAGAGGAAAGAAGCCGCAUAAGGGGUCGGAAAUGGGCCUCCCAGAGCCCAUGGAGCCAAAGCACAGGGACCUGGACCCAGACACCAAGUGCAGAGAGACGGCAGCUGAGAGGGACAGUUACAGCUGCAGGGAAGGUCCUCAUGGAGAGAGAGACAGAGAGAAGCCACGGGAGAGGAGGAGGGACCGGGACGGAGAGAAGCUUCAUGACAGGUUCAGAGAACAGGAUGUGGACAAGUCUCAGAGUCGAGGGAAAGACAGGAACAAGGACCGAGAGCACCGGGCUCGCAGGGAGCAGCCCCGGCAGGCGACCGCACACCACAACCUGCUGGGCCCGGACGCACGCCAGCCAGUGGCUGACAGGUUGGAACACAGCAUGCGGACAGUAAGUAAAGUAAGAAUUGAAGAGAAGGAAUGGAGAGAUGAAGACUCUGAAAGAGGCGAUGAGGAGAGAGAGAGGCGAUACAGAGAAAGAAAGUUGCAGUAUGGUGACAGCAAAGAUAAUCCUCUUAAGUACUGGCUCUAUAAAGAAGAAGGUGAAAGAAGACACAGGAAGCCAAAAGAACCAGAUCGAGAAAAGAAACAUCGAGAAAAAAGCAGCACACGGGAAAAAAGAGAGAGAUAUUCAAAAGGAAAAAGUAAUUCGUUCUCCGACAAGGAAGGAGAAGAAAGACACAAAGAAAAACGACACAAAGAAGGCUCUCACUUUGAUGACGAGAGGCACCGAGGUAGCAUGGAGAAAAAGGACAGGUCGUCGAAGGAAGAGCACAGGAGAAGGGAACCCAAGGGUGGUGAACACAGAAAUCGAGGUGGAAGUUCAAAGAGAGACGGGACCAGCAGCCAGCACGCAGAGAUGUUAAUAAGGAAUGAUGGGAAAGACAGAGACUCGAGAAGGAAGCACGGGCAUGACGAGGACAGCUCCGCGUGGCAGCUGGCUCAGAGGCACGGACGGGAGGAGACUGCGGAAAUUGAAAAAGAAGACACUGACGUAGAAAAUGUUGGAGCCGAUGAAUACACAGCCAAUUUCGAAGAUGACUUUGAAGACUAUGAAGAUGACUUUGAGGUAUGUGAUGGAGAUGAGGAUGAUGGCACAAAUGAGCUGGAAUCAAGGGAAAAACUCGAAGAACUUCCUCCAGCCAGAAAAAAGGAGAUCCAGGAGAUCCAGAAAGCCAUUAACGCAGAGAACGAAAGGGUCGGCGACUUGUCUUCGAAGCUAUUUCAGAAGCACGGUCGGACGGAGCGUAAGAGGGACCCGGGGACAGAUACAAACAGUUCCUCUUCCAGAGCCUCCGUUUGCGGAAUUUUUGUGGAUUUUGCAACAGCUUCCCACCGUCAAAAGAGUCGGACUCAGGCCCUAAAGCAAAAGACGCGCAGCGCGAAGCUGCUUCGGCUCAUCGACUUGGACUUUUCGUUCACGUUCUCUCUCUUGGACCUGCCACCGGUAAAUGAAUAUGACAUGUACAUCAGAAACUUCGGGAAGAAGAACACCAAGCAGGCCUAUGUUCAGUAUAACGAAGAUAACGUCGAAAGAGACAUCCAGACGGAGGAGCUAGAGACCAGGGAAGUGUGGACCCAGCACCCAGGGGAAGGCCCGGCUGUGUCUGGUGGGAGAGAGGACAGAGAGGACACUGAUGCCGCGGUCGUGCCGAAGGUGGACACGCCCAGACUGUCCAGCUUUCUCCGGGCAGCCUGCCAGGUGGUUGCCGUUUUGCUUGAGGAGGACCAUGUGGCGGCACCCAGUUGGAGCCCCGGGGCCCCGGGCAGCAGCCUGCACUUCUGCGACAGCGCCACUCAGCUCAACACCAGCCUGCCGUUCCUGCAGCAUCGGAAAGUGUCCUGCCUGCAUGCCUCUCGGGUCCAGGGGCAGACAGUGGUGUCUGUGCACGGCCUGCCCGGGACGGCGCCCGCCUCCCUGCUGGACAGCAGAUAUGUGCUCUGCGUGUGGGACAUCUGGCAGCCCUCGGGGCCUCAGAAGAUCCUGGUCUGUGAAUCGGAGGUCACAUGUUGCUGCCUGAGCCCCUUCAAGGCCUUCCUGCUAUUUGCGGGGACCGCGCACGGCUCGGUUGUCGUGUGGGAUCUGAGGGAGGACUCCCGGCUCCAUCGCUACCUGAGGCUCAGCGACUGCUGCUGGACGUUCAGGAUGGCGACCUUCUCCACCGAUGGCGUCCUUACCCCGGUGAACCACCGCAGCCCUCUGCAGGCGGUGGAACCCGUGAGUCCAGGCGUGAAGUGCGCGCUCCCCGUUUACAGCCGUUUCUCUGUCUCACCAGAAAUGUCGGGUCUGUCGUUCCACGUCGCCUCCUUGGAUGAGAGCGGGGUUCUCAACGUGUGGGUGGUUGUUGAAUUACCAAAGGCAGAUAUUGCAGGUUCAAUAAGUGAUUUAGGGCUGCUGCCUGGAGGGAGGAUAAAGUUAGUGCACAGUGCUGUGAUUCACCUGAGUGACAGCCUUUCCCAUAAAGGUCAUGAACUUUGGGGGGCCAUACAAACCCUGAAUGUUAAAUUUCUGCCUUCGGACCCUAACCACUUUAUUGCUGGCACCAACAUGGGUCUUAUAAGCCAUGGCACCAGACAAGACUUGAGAGUGUCUCCCAAAUCGUUCAAACCCCAGCAACACAGUAUGAGACCAGUAAAAGUGAACGUGAUUGACUUUUCACCAUUUGGAGAGCCAAUAUUCUUGGCCGGCUGUUCUGAUGGGAGCCUCCGGCUGCACCAGCUGGCGUCCGACUACCCGCUCCUGCAGUGGAGUCACAGCACUGAGGGCCACGCCGUCACGGGCCUGCAGUGGUCCUUAACAAGGCCUGCCGUGUUCCUGGUCCAGGAUGACGCAUCCUGUGUUUAUAUUUGGGACCUCUUGGAAAGCAGUUUGGGUCCCGUGGCCAAGCAACUCAUCUCUCCAGACAAGCUGGUGGCCAUGGUGGUCGUGGGCGAACCGGAGAGGACCAGCGGCAGCUCCCUGGCCCUGGUGCUGGCCAGAGCGUCGGGCGGCGUGGACGUGCAGCAGCUGCGGAGGGAGUGGGUGGCGCCGGGGGCCGACGAGCGGGAGAGGCUGCGGCUGCUUCUGCAGGAAGCUCUUUAGGGGGCUGCGGGGCGGGGACUGCCCCACCGAGCUCAGGGAGCCCAUGUAGAUGGAACACGCAUUCUGCACAGAACCCAGCCGACUGGGGUGCCGCUCCCGUGCGCCCAGCAAAUAAAGCGCUGCCCUGUAGUGUCCCCCGAUCUUCAGAGGACAGUGUCACCCAUGUGCUCUGUUCUGAGACUACCGCUUAUGCUUAGAGCAGCCUCGAGUUGUCACAUGUAUUACCUGAUUUUACGCGAUCCACCACGAAAACGUGCAUUAGUGAGCGACUCUGGCGUGCAGAACGAUGGACACGUGACCUUUCCCAGAGCGGAGCUUCCUCUGCCGUUUGCCGCCGACGCCAGGGCGGCCGCUCCAGCGCCUGGCGCACACGUAGAUGCUGCGAUUUCCUUCCACACACGGCUGGCACCAUCCGCGCUCCUCCUGCGUGUUGGAGGCUGACCUGCCCCCGGGGAGAGCUGGUCUUCUUGCUCCAGGCCUGUCCCGUGAGCCAGCCCAGGCCACACGACGGACUCACUCCCACUGGAGAACAUGCGGGGCCCCAUCAGCUUCAGGGGUCGGCUCCCAAGUGUCCCCCGAGAGUGAGGGCUCUGACGCCCACACUGUGCCUUCAGCCACUGUGGUCUCUGCAGCCCGGGAGGACAUGGGCCCGCUGGAGGCUUCACUGAGGGUCCCCCCACGGGCCUCUGUGCAGAGGGACAUAACCUGUCUCCACAACUAACCGUAUUCAUUUCCCCACGUUUUUCUUCAUUUCUAAUGAAAACUUUAACCUGUAAAA